AUGGCGUCUCAAGUUCAUGUCUUUGUCUUUGGUAUGCAAGAGGGCAUGACCCGCUAUCGCCUCACACGUGCUGAACCUAAGACUCUUGAGGAGGCAUUUGCCCUCGCGCUUCGUGAAGAUUAA
Messenger RNA from Peronospora matthiolae, 123 nucleotides. Lineage: Eukaryota; Oomycota; Peronosporomycetes; Peronosporales; Peronosporaceae. The record is from the annotation of a GenBank genome assembly.